UAUGGGCGCCGGAGCCAGAGAGCUCUGCCUGCCGCUUUGCCGUGCGAGCGGACGGACGGAGAGCGCCAGGCGGCCGGCGCCGGCGCUGCGGAUUGCAGGGGGAAGCGGUGCAGAGCGGUGCGCCCUCCCCGCGUUCCACCGCAGAGCCCGGCAGCCCCGCAGCUCGUCCUCUCAGACGUCGCCGCGAAGCUGCCGGCAAAAAGGCGAUGCCGGCUGAAGCCGACCAGUAGCGCCAGCGAAGCGAAGCCACCCCUGAUUUUCUUGGUUUUUAAAACCUCAUGGAUCGGGGCUAAUAUUUCCUGUGGCUUCUUCAGGAUAAUACAUAGAUAUUAAUAGAUAAUUCCUGGCCCAGCAUUCACCCAUUUCUUCAGUAUCCUGAAGACAGAUGACUAUGUUCAACAAUCAUCUCUUUCUGCACUACUGGACUACCAUAUGCCUUCUCACUCUACUGGCAGCUUUGAUAGCUGCUGAAGAUGUCGCAAACAGCACUUUAAACCACACUGACAUGCUCUUAGGAUCUGUGCCUGUGGUCACCUACAGAGUCGAUCACAUCACUGUAAAAGAAGGUUACAGUGCCUUGAUUGACUGUAAUAUUCAGGGUCACCCUGGGCCUCAGUAUGAGUGGUACAACUCUAAUGGCCAUUUGCUGACAGAAGAUGAGGAUGGAGCAGGAAAAUGGAUUCUUGACAACGGCAAACUAAACAUUACCAGUGUAUCAUUUGAUGAUCGAGGAAAAUAUACGUGUGUUGCUUCUAAUAUCUAUGGCCGAGUGAAUAACACCGUUACUCUGAGGGUUGUCUUCACCUCUGGUGAUAUGGGCAUCUACUACAUGAUUGUAUGCCUUGUUGCUUUUACUGUUGUUAUGAUCUUAAAUAUUACAAGGCUGUGCAUGAUGAGCAGCCACUUGAAGAAGACUGAGAAAGCCAUCAAUGAAUUCUUCCGGACAGAAGGAGCAGAGAAAUUGCAAAAAGCUUUUGAAAUUGCUAAACGCAUCCCAAUCAUCACCUCAGCAAAAACUCUUGAGCUUGCUAAAGUAACACAGUUCAAGACCAUGGAGUUUGCCCGCUAUAUUGAGGAACUGGCAAGGAGUGUUCCACUGCCACCUCUCAUUAUGAACUGCAGAACAAUAAUGGAAGAAAUUAUGGAGGUGGUGGGACUAGAGGAACCAGGGCACAACUUUGUAAGGCAUUCAGCUGUAGGUCAGGAGACCACUGACACAGAAGAGAUGUACAUGAUUCCUACUGCUCUGAAGCGUAGAGACUCUCUCACUGCUGAGUCUGAUGCAUCCUCUGUGCAUGAACCACCAGUCAAGAUUGCAAUCAAAGUGUCCGUUCACCAGUUAACUAAAAAGGACCUUGUGGAUGACCAGUCACAAGACAGUAUUCAGUUAGAAAUUAAAGAAGAGAGGGAAGAAGAUGAUAUUGUCCAAGCACCAACACAGGCACCUGAUCCAGUCUCAGACACAGAGCCUCCUGUGGAACCAAAUCCUACAGCUCUGCGAAGUGACAAGGACGCGUGCAUUAUUUAUGAAAGCCAUGUAUGAUAGGUUCCCCCUCCCCCCUGCAAAUCUAUGCAUUGCAAGAAAUCAGGCAUCAAAAGCAGAAAAGCCAUCUGGUGGGCAGCAUGUUUUCUUCCAUAAGGAAAAUGCAAAGAUGGACACCAUCAUAAAGUAUCCAUGAAGAUGGGCCGUAUCAUGAAGUGAAAUGUGAAGCCCAUUGUAAAAUAUUUUGUCUCUCCGAAAGCUAAUGCCAUAACCUGUUGCUAAACUUAUUGAUCUGUGGGGGUGCCAUGGCAUUUCUACAUGUCAAGCGUAACUUCUUUUGAUGAUCUUUGUUACCUCCUAUGCAAAUCAAUGACCUAGUUCAACUGCUUUGGAGACUAAACUAUGAGUUGUUUAAUAGUUUAUCUAACAUUGAAUGCAACAUAUUUAUUUAUGGGAAAAGGAAUUUGGACACUAUUACUGCAACAUAAAAUCCUAAUAUUGAAUUGAUUGGUAUUCUCUUGAAGGUGGCACUUGUUUGAACUUCACUUUCGGGUUUCCUGAAAUCAGGAGAGUAUUCAGAUAUGAGACUUAAAAGCCACAGUUUGUACAAUAUAAAGCCAUGUGAAAAUAUAAGAAAGACAGUGUCGUGUAGUGGUUAGUCAGACUGAGCUCUUGAAAGAUUGAGGUUCAAAUUCCCUCUGCCAUGAAAGCUUGUUGGGCCAAUCACAUACUCUCAAACUAACCUACCUCACAGGGUUGUUGUGAGGAUAGACUAGAGGAAAGAAAGGUGUAACCUGCUCAGGGUCCCCUUGGGGAGAAAGGCAGGGUAUAAAUCUAGUAAAGAAAUAAAAAUAAAAAAGCAAA
Sphaerodactylus townsendi is the source of this 2347-nucleotide messenger RNA. RefSeq names its product microfibril associated protein 3 like (gene MFAP3L). The transcript has 4 exons. Bases 386 to 1543 code for a protein of 385 amino acids. The record is from RefSeq and is a predicted model, not a curated record. Lineage: Eukaryota; Metazoa; Chordata; Lepidosauria; Squamata; Sphaerodactylidae.